AUGGGUAGCUUGACCGCCGACCAGCUGCUGCCGCUGCUGCUGCUCCUCUCUCUGCUCUGCGCCGCUACCGGGGAAAAUGAAGAAGUGGCGGUGCUCAUGGAGCUCAAGGCUUCGCUGGAUCCGGAUGGCCAGUUCCUAACUUCGUGGACGGAGGAGGGAGAUCCCUGCGGGGGGGACUUUGAAGGAGUUGCCUGCGACAAACUCGGCAGAGUGAGCAACAUCUCGCUGCAGGGGAAGAGGCUGCCGGGGACCAUUUCGCCGGCGGUGGGGAGGCUCCAGUCCCUCUCUGGUCUCUUCCUCCACUACAAUGAGCUGAAGGGGGUGAUUCCCCCGGAGAUCGCCAACCUCACCGAGCUCACCGAUCUCUACCUCAAUGUCAACAACCUCUCCGGCAGCAUCCCGCCGGCAAUCGGAAACAUGGCUCGCCUUCAAGGUGAGAUCUUCCUGGACAAUGGAGACAAGAGGGAGUUGUACCCUUGCUGAGAUUAUGAUGGCUUCUUCCUGUGUAGUUCUCCAGCUCUGCUACAAUAGGCUCAGCGGGAGCAUUCCCAACCAGGUGGGGCUUCUGAAGGAGCUCAAUGUCCUCGCUCUUCAGUCUAAUCGUCUGACUGGGGCCAUUCCGGCGAGCCUGGGGGACCUGCCCGAGCUUACCCGGCUGGAUCUGAGCUUCAACCAAUUCUUCGGCUCUAUCCCCUCCAAACUCGCCCUGGUUCCUCGUCUGCUGGCUCUAGACCUUCGGAACAACAGUCUCUCUGGCAAGGUUCCUUACGGUAGCUCCUCAUUACUCUUCCUCGGAAUCCGUUCGCCUGGUUCUUGGCCUCGUUUUUUGAUACCUUUUUCUCCGGUGAAGGCCUCAGGAGGAUGGAGGGCAGAUUCCAUUACGCGAACAACAGGGGUCUUUGCGGAGCUGGGUUCUCGUCUCUCAGGCUCUGCAACUCUGCGGAUCUCCUCCAGCCCAACAAGCCAGAGCCCUACAGUGGCCUCGCUCACACCGGAAUUCCGCAGUCGGCUUACGUGAAGACCCAUGGCAGCCACUCUUCCAAGCCCUCUUCCUCUUCAUUGCCUGUUGUAAUCGCCGCCAUUGCAGUCGGUGCCGUGGGAGUCGUCUCUGGCCUACUGGCCUUCGCCUGUUACCGCAGGCGAAAGCAGAAGAUCGGCAGCUCCAUCGAGAUCACAGACAGCAGGCUCAGCACUGAUCAGGUCAAGGAGGCGAUCAGGAAGAGCCCGUCGGCCCCCGUCGGCGUCGGCUACACCAGCGGCUGGGACUCCUUGGCCGGCGGCGGGUUCUCCCAGGAUGUCUCCCGGAGCUUGAGAUUCAAUCUGGAGGAGGUCGAGUCGGCCACUCAGCACUUCUCAGAGGUUAAUCUGCUGGGGAAGAGCAACUUCGCGGCGACGUACAAGGGGAUCCUCAGAGACGGGUCGGUGGUGGCGGUGAAGAGCAUCAACAAGACCAGCUGCAAGGCGGAGGAGGGCGAGUUCCUGAAGGGGUUGAAGCUGCUGGCCUCCCUGUCGCACGAAAACCUUGUAGGGUUGAGGGGGUUCUGCUGCUCCAGCGGGAGGGGUGAGUGUUUCCUCCUCUAUGACUUCGUCGCUAAUGGCAGCCUGUCUCAGUACCUGGAGACCAAGGGGAAGGAGGAGAGUUCUAGGGUUCUGGGUUGGCCCCAGAGAGUCGCCAUCAUCAAAGGCAUUGCCAGAGGUAACUAACUGAAGCUUCUGGCUCGUUCUUCUUGAUCUGCCCGCACUGUUUCCUUCACAACCAAUCACCCCUCCGAUCUUCAACCAGGAAUCGAGUAUCUGCACUCCGACAGAGAGAAAAAGCCCGCUCUGGUUCACCAGAACAUAUCAUCGGAGAAAAUCCUGAUUGACCACCACUUCAAGCCGCUGAUCUCCGGCGCCGGCUUCCACAAGCUGCUGGCGGACGACGUCGUCUUCUCCAGCCUCAAGGCCAGCGCCGCCAUGGGCUACCUGGCCCCCGAGUACGCCACUACGGGCCGGUUCUCCGAGAAGAGCGACGUCUACGCCUUCGGCGUCAUCCUGCUGCAGAUCCUCACCGGAAGGACGAAGGUCAAUCCCCUGCGGCCCGGUGCCGAGCCCGGCAAGCUCGAGGACCUCAUCGACAGGCGCCUGGAAGGGAACUACCCCAAGCCGGAGGCGGCGAAAUUGGCGUCCUUGGCGUUGGUCUGCACCAGCGAGACGCCGACCCAGCGGCCGACCAUGUCGUCGGUAGUUCAAGAGCUGUGCUGUAACAACAGUUGA
Molecule: messenger RNA, 2256 nt
Organism: Spirodela intermedia
Lineage: Eukaryota; Viridiplantae; Streptophyta; Magnoliopsida; Alismatales; Araceae
Source: the annotation of a GenBank genome assembly